Molecule: messenger RNA, 678 nt
Organism: Protopolystoma xenopodis
Lineage: Eukaryota; Metazoa; Platyhelminthes; Monogenea; Polystomatidea; Polystomatidae
Source: the annotation of a GenBank genome assembly
AUGCAACCGUACGACUCUUUCACCGGGACAGAUAGCUUGGCAAAUCCAACCAAUAACUCGCCUGAGUACACUCACAACAGGGAUACCAGCAGUGAGCUCAGAUGGGCUGCUGGGCCGGUCAAAAAUGGUGACAUUCAGGGAAACUGGCCCAAUGGUUCUGCGACUGGAGGCAUCUCGCAUGCACUCAGCCAACAGUUCGAAUUCGGCCCUGCAGUCCUCGCACACGUCUCAGCUGAGGCUUCGGCUAGUCUGCCUGAAUUUGACGAGGUACAGCUUGACGCCUCACCGGGUCGCGGCAUAUUCAACGAUUGGGGUUCUAAUAUUGACGUUGGGGCUAGUGCUGGCCCAGUUGGCGUCGCUUCCAGCAUCAGUUCGGCUUCAGAAACUUCCCAAAAGAGGCAACCGACGAGCUCACGCGGAUGGAUGGGCGGUAAUUUAUUGCGAAGCCUAAUGGCCCGUGGCUGGACAAAGUCAGGCAUUGCUGACAACCUUGGAGACCGUGUUAAGAACUCUGGGCUACGUGAGCGCCCCGCAAUGCCCAGCAUCUCAGCCAACAUCCUGUCGACUAUCGAUCCUAGGGACAUUUUGCAGGACACAAUACACAACUUCCAUCCUAUGUACAGACAUUACACGCAAUAUGUGAGUUCCUUUCUUUCACAGUUGAAGAUUCGCCUCUAG